CGCAGCAGCACGUGUAGCGGACUAAGCAACAGCCUUGUGGCAGCAGUCCACAGCACUAAGCAGGCGUGUUUCAAACUAAUGAAACAAAGGAGAGGAAAAAAAAAAAAAAAAAGUUCAUCACGUUCAGCUCAACCUCGACGUCGGAUAUGGCACAAGAGUCCGAGGUCGAUCCGCUUACUGCCUCAGGCACACCUACACACGGGCACGUGGACACACUCACACACACACAACAACGACCCCGCUGCGCAACCGUCACACAAGUUAGUUACAACCCAAGCAUGAAACACGCGCGGAUAGAUAAGACGAGACGAUGCACGCACGCGCACGGCACACGCAUUCUUUGCAGCUGCACCCCGCUCGUCGUGGCCGAAGCAGCGACCCAAUCACGGCCGCCAGAGAUGGCAUUACCUGCUACCGUAGCGUAGCAUGGCAUGCAUCCCCAUCGCGCAACCCGCACCCGUUAUUCAUAUCCAGCUGCCUACCUUCCUAGCUGAGCGCUGCCUGCUUCUGCUUCGUCUCCAUCUGUCCCAGCUUUCCGUUGCUUGCAGCCAGCCGGCAGCUAGCCGCUAUCGUGACCUCUCUGGUCUUGUGCUCAACCUCCUGCUUCAGCACGCACGCAUUCAGUCAGUCAUCACCACCACAACCAGCAUGCACCACCCCGCCGACGCAGUCUCCGCCCCCACGCCCACCGGCACCACGGGCACCGGCGCCGCACACCCCUCCCCCUCCCCCUCCCCCUCCAAGCCGCGCAUCCUCAUCAUCGGCGCCGGGUCACGGGGCCACGCCUACGCCGCCGCCAUCACCGCCUCCGGGCACGGCGUCGUCGCCGCCGUCGCCGAGCCCAUCGCCUUCAAGCGGCGCGAGUUCCGCGCGCUGUACAUGCGGGACGACGACGACAGCAGCGCAAGCGGCUCAUUCACCGACUGGCGCGCAUUCGUAGCCUGGGAGCAGACACGGCGCACGCAAGCAGCAGCAGCUCCGACGGGGUUGCCCGCGCCCUUGGGCGUGGACGCGGCGUUCGUGUGCGUGCUGGACGAGCAGCACCGCGAGGUCAUCGAGGGCCUGGCGCCGCUGGGCCUGCACGUCAUGUGCGAGAAGCCGUUGGCGACGACGCUGGCCGACUGCGUGCGCAUCUACGACGCCAUGCGCGCGGGGGGCCCCGAGGAGCAGCGCGUCUUCGGCAUCGGCCAUGUCCUGCGCUACUCGCCGCAUAAUGCGCUGUUGCGCGAGCUGGUGCGCGAGAGGCGCGUCGUCGGCGACGUGCUGAGUGUUGAGCAUACGGAGCCUGUUGGUAAGUCGCGCGUGCUUUGCUUGUGCGCUUGGGUUCUUUUUGGCUUCUUGGAAUGUCCGUCACUGCGGGCCGAGAUUCACUGUAUAGCGAGAUAGGGGACGAUACGUGCUGUCCCUACGGAGUACUCCUUGCGUUGCUCCCAGCCCAAACUUACCCUAACGACCAAAGAAAGACGCCAUGGCAUAAUGCGACGUCUGUCACUGCGAACCACGAUCUACCGUCUAGCGAGACAGGGGAUGAUACAAGCAGUCCCUACAGAGCACUCCCUGCCUAGCCCAUAUCUCGAGUUCCGGAUAUGGAUGAAAAUGUCUUAAAGCAUACAG
This is a messenger RNA of Aplosporella prunicola CBS 121167, 1614 nucleotides long. RefSeq lists its product as uncharacterized. The coding region runs from base 427 to 1386 and encodes 319 amino acids. Gene Ontology annotation, molecular function: nucleotide binding. Lineage: Eukaryota; Fungi; Ascomycota; Dothideomycetes; Botryosphaeriales; Aplosporellaceae. The record is from RefSeq and is a predicted model, not a curated record. The transcript has a single exon.